Messenger RNA from Oncorhynchus masou masou (cherry salmon), 801 nucleotides. RefSeq names its product ropporin-1-like. Lineage: Eukaryota; Metazoa; Chordata; Actinopteri; Salmoniformes; Salmonidae. Gene Ontology annotation, biological process: sperm capacitation. The coding region runs from base 141 to 785 and encodes 214 amino acids. The record is from RefSeq and is a predicted model, not a curated record. The transcript has 6 exons. Gene Ontology annotation, cellular component: cytoplasm; motile cilium.
ACUGAUACAAAAUAACCGGCGCAUCACCUGCUACUGUUCUUCCCGCUUUCACAGCGUUUACGUCGUCUGAUCAAGCGCAGAGAACUGCACCGUCUUUUACAGGUGUUUUUGCUGCCACUGGUUCCCAUUCUGGGUUUAGAAUGUCUCACACAGGUAAAACAGUGGUCAUCCCUCCAGAGCUCCCCGGCAUUCUGAAGCAGUUCACCAAGGACGCCAUCCGGACACAACCUGAAGACCUGCUGGAAUGGGCCACACUGUACUUCAGUGCUCUGGUCCAGGGGAAGACGUUACCUGUGAACAGGACACCAGACAAAGUGGUAACCCCCAACACCAUGGACCUCACACCUGAGGUACUCACCACAAUGCACGAAAAGCUACAUAAGAAUGGCACAGUCAGUAAGAAGGAGGUGAGCAAGAUGUGGCUAUCGUUAGGAUUGGCUGACGACCUUCUCAGACACAUCAUGACAGUGGGCUGCUUCGGAGACCAACUCGACUGGAUAAAAUUCUUCGCCCUGUGCUGCAGCUAUCUGGGAGGGACGAUUAAGAACGCCAUGACCCACGCGCUGUACAUCCUGAACUCAGACAGCUCGUGUAAGCCCCCAGACGCCUGCGUCCCCUUCGAGACCUUCCGCUUCCUUUACUUCUACCUGGCAGCGGUGGACAAAGAGGUGUCCCAGGCCCAGAUAGACCGAACCAUUACCUACUUGGAGGCUCAGGCGAAGGCGCGUGAUGGGAUGGUGAAGGUGUCGGACUUCGUCAACAGUCGUAAAGUGCGUUUGGGAUAAACUCACCCUCUUUCCC